UCCACGGACAGAUCCACGGAGCAGCUGCGCGUUCACGGCCACGACAUGGGAAACUGCCAACCGACCGUCUAUCCUUACGAGGACUUCGAUGUGGUCGCCGACAUCAAGGCCAUCCGUAAAGCCUGCAAAGGCUUCGGGACGGAUGAACAGGCCAUCAUCGACAUCCUGGCCAAUCGCAGCUCAGACCAGCGUCAGGACAUUAAACAGGCUUAUUUUGACAAGUAUGACGAUGAGCUUGUGGACGUGCUGAAGAAGGAGUUGUCGGGCAGUUUUGAGAAGGCCAUCCUCGCCAUGCUGGACCCGCCCGUCAUCUACGCCGUGAAGGAGCUGAGGAAGGCCAUGAAGGGAGCGGGCACAGACGAGGACGUGCUGGUGGAAAUCCUCUGCACGUCCACCAACGCUGACAUCGCCAUGUUCAAGGAAUGCUACUUUCAAGUGCAUGAACGUGACCUGGAGGCCGACAUCGAGGGAGACACGAGCGGGGACGUCAGAAACCUCCUCAUGGCUCUGCUGGAGGGCAACAGAGACGAGAGCUACGAGGUGGACGAGGAACUGGCCGAACAGGACGCCAAUUGCCUGUUUGAGGCCGGUGAAGGUCGUUUCGGGACAGACGAGUCCACCUUCAGCCACGUCCUGGCGUCCAGAAACUACCUGCACCUGCAGGUCAUGUUCAAGAUGUACGAGCAGAUCUCUGGAACUGAAAUCCUGGACACCAUUAGCGCCGAGACGUCUGGGACACUGAAGAAGUGCUACAAAGCUCUUGUGAGAGUCGCUAAGAACCCUCAGCUCUACUUCGCCCGGCGUCUACACGACGCCAUGAAGGGGGCGGGUACCGACGAGGACACUCUCAUACGCAUCAUUGUGUGUCGCUCUGAGUAUGAUUUGGAGACCAUCAAAGACAUGUAUCUGGACAAGUACGACGUGUCUCUGAAGGACGCCCUGAGGGACGAGUGCAGCGGCGACUUCAAGCGCCUCCUGCUGGCGAUCUGCCACUAAGGCGGGGGAGGGGGGGGGGGUGGCCCGGAGAUGGAGGGCAGAGUGUAUGUUUGGUCCUGUCUAACAAAGAAGCUAACACUCUGUAGCAUCGCGAUGGGAGCAGGAGGGUGGAGGUAACGCCUGAGUCACCGUGAGCACGACAGGCGCGGUGGUUUUUAAACAUGUCAUUUUUUAAACUCGAUUCCCUUUGUCUAGUGAGCAGCACAGUGUUUGAAUCACGGCGUCCGUUAACCACUGCCCGUUUCUUAGCCCCGGUUUUUAGCUUUUACCUUUCACUGACACCGUGGCGAGUCUUUGUCAGUCUCUGUAAACAGAGCACAUCGUCACACUCAUUUAAUCAUGUGUUUGAUAGGAUAACCACUGUCUGCAUGGUUGUUUGUACACUGGUUUUAGAGCCUAGCCGAGCCAUGCUAGAAGAGUAUGAUGGAAAAAAACAGCUUGACGCAUGAUGUCCAAUUUGUAAACAACGUCAGAACAAUAACCAUUUACACCACAGUGUUUCAUUAGAGUCACCACCACACGAGUAUGCUACUGUUUCUAUAUAUAUAUAUGUGUAUAUAUAUAUACAGUAUAUACAGUAUAUAUAUAUACUGUAUAAUUCACAUUACUGUAUCAUUCUUCUUCUUCCCUGGGCCAUCACCGUUCACCCUCCGCGACCCUAAGCGACUUCUAUGACUGUUUUACUGUUUCACUUUACUGUUAAAAACUCCUAAUGCAAAAACCCCUCCAAACAUGGCUUGAAACAAUUAUUUUUUAAACAGAAUGAAGAAAUGUGAACAUCUGUGACGAGAGAACACAAUCGUGGAUUGUCCUGUAUUUUGUCACCCACGGCUUGUUCACAGAUUAAAUGAUAUAUUUUAUUGACCGCUUAUAUGGAAAGAAAAUUAUAUAUGUUAAUUUACAUUAUGUUGCAUUAUUUUUGCCAGUCCACCUAUAAACUUGACAAAUCCACCUCAUCUUGUUAUUUUAUAUAUAUUUUUUUUUGUAUUUUACAACUAACAAAGUAGAGAGUUUAAUAUAUAAAAUCAUAGAGUGAGAUGUUUUAGGACGAGAAAAUGUGGCUUAAGGUGAAUUAACACCAGGACAGUCUGUGGUAUCUGAGUGUCUUUAUGAGGCAGCUGAGUUUCAUCCAAGUUGUUACACAUUUUACAAACAAAGCUGAGCAAAUCCUUGUUUGCAUCUCAAUGUAGCCAAAGACUUUUAGUUUAUCCGCAAAUAAAGUUGCUUUUAACGUC
Molecule: messenger RNA, 2231 nt
Organism: Solea senegalensis (Senegalese sole)
Lineage: Eukaryota; Metazoa; Chordata; Actinopteri; Pleuronectiformes; Soleidae
Gene: anxa13
Product: annexin A13
Exons: 11
Coding region: 46-996 (316 amino acids)
Cellular component (GO): cytoplasm
Molecular function (GO): calcium ion binding; calcium-dependent phospholipid binding
Source: RefSeq, a predicted model, not a curated record